Messenger RNA from Oncorhynchus kisutch (coho salmon), 2632 nucleotides. Its product is annotated as galaxin. The transcript is spliced from 12 exons. NCBI's taxonomy places the organism in Eukaryota, Metazoa, Chordata, Actinopteri, Salmoniformes, Salmonidae. Bases 455 to 1777 code for a protein of 440 amino acids. The record is from RefSeq and is a predicted model, not a curated record.
UUGUUUCAUUUGUGCAGUUAUUCUGGCUCUACCCUGCUACAGCGCACCUGGGCAAAUCAAUCGUUUUGGACUUCCAGUCUCUGCCCAUAGUAGGGAUUUCAAUGUCAGGUCUCCCAGAGAUCAAGUAUGCACCAGGGUGAACAUUGACAUUCUAGAGUUCACCUGCUGUGAAGGAGAACGGCAUGAGGGGGCUGGGCAGUCCUGCUGUGGAAAGAGGUCCUUCAACCUCAUCCAGGCUUCAUGUUGUGAUGGUCAGCUGACUCCGCAUGUGAGCCAGCUGGUGUCAGAUUGCUGUGGCUCUAGGGCCUAUGAUCCACUCAACCAGCUAUGCUGUGACUUACAGAUUAUAACCAGGACCCAACCCCAUUCCAAGUGUUGUGGAAAAGAGCUUUACAAUAAAGACCACCAGCUCUGCUGUGGACCUGUCGAUAAAGGAAGGAAGGUCCUGACCAAAAUGUCCCAUCACCACCUGUGCUGUGGAGACCAACAGUAUGAUCCGCGAAGCCACUGCUGCUGCCACCACAUCACUGAACCAUUAAACACUCAGCCUCUCAAUGCAAGCUGCUGUGCCAUCCAGGAAGUGCGAAAAACUCUCCGAGCGGAAACUGUUCAGAACAAAACAAUUGCUCAGAGUUCUCCAAACUGUAUGCCUGGGGAGAAGCCUUGUGGUCAAAGUGACUGCUUUAACCCAAUAACAGAACGUUGCUGUGUGAACCCUACAUCUCUCCAGGGACAAAGUUACUCACAUGACCAGACCUGCUGUGAUGGAACACUCAGCCAUACUCCAGGUCACUACCAUAGUGCUAGCUGUGGCUCUAAGGUGUACAAUCCAGACAUCAAAAUCUGCUGUUGCGGGAAGGUGUCCAAUAAGGUGCUUGGAGUAAACAUGUGCUGCGGUACAACUCCGUAUGGUGUAGAGGACCGAGGGGUGCUGUGCUGUAACCAGACCUUGCACCGUGCGGUGGAGGAUGGGUACCAGUGCUCCCCAGGUGGCCACUUGUAUCUGCCAUCCCGUGACAUGGUGUGUGGCUCACGAGUUCAUCUGAACGAUCCAGGCAAACACUGCUGUGGGGAGGAGACAUACUACCCUCAGAAUGAAAUCUGCUGCAACGGACGCAAACACCACAGGUUGAGAAAUGUUUCCUGCUGCGGAGGGAAGGCCUAUGACCCCAGCAGUGGACAGAUGAAGUGCUGUGCAAGGACUCUGUACAACCUGCAGGUUCAGGACAGGCUCCCAGGUGAGGCCCAGUGCUGUGGGAGUGUCCUGAUGGAGGCCGGCUCCACCCAGACCUGCUGUUCUGCCCCAGGGCUAGACCUGCUCUACCCUACCCAGCCAGGGUUCACCUGCUGUGGGCACCGCUAUCCCAAUGCCUCCCUGUGGUCUUGCUGCGCCGGGGUCCUGCACCCAAGGCCUGAACCACACAACACCACCAAGAACGUGAUUCCAGGACCCAGACUUCUACCACUGGGGGAUCUGAAGACUGAAGUCCUGUGUCACAGCAGAGUUCUGGUAGGGACAGUGGAGAGUGUGUCCAUGAAGAUCAAUAAGCGGUCCAUUGUGAUGGUGAACGCCAUGUACAUGCUGGCCUCGCGUGGCCAUGUCAGCGCCGUGCCUUCCCCUCACUACGUCACAUUACCCGACCACUGCAGCUCCCCUGAACUGAUGCCGGGCAACACUUACAUCUGGGUGAAAAAUAAUUUCUCAGACACCAUAAGAUUCAUCUCUGAUCUCAGCGAUGAUUCCUUCCCUCUCCAUUCCAUCCUUACCAUGUGCUGAACCUUUUUCUUGCCCAGAGUAAAGCUCUACAUAAUGUUUGAAAGCUUUACAGUGUUUGUUUGCAAGUACAUUGUUAACAAUCAACGGUGUAAUAAAAAGCUCAUCUUGGGUUCAGAUGGGGUUCGACAAGUAGACAAUGUGUGUGAAGUGAAUAUCACAUUGUGCAGGAAAAAAAGCCUAUUUUAACCAAGCAUUUGUGUGUAGGUGUAUGACUUCAUGCAUCAAUUCAGGUGGUUUUGUGGGGGGUGGUUGCAUUUUUCCCAUCAUCAUACACGUACCACAUUAUCUGAUACUUGAUCACAGGAUCACAUUUUUGUUUGAUUAUUUCACUGCCAUACUGUGUUUGAUCUUGUCUAGCCAACUUGUCUCAAGUCCCAGACUUUAUUGUGUGUUAUCCUCAAUGUUUUUAUUCAUUUUAUUCAGAUGUUAUGAAUUUUGUCUUGCUGCUUCUUGUUCUGUUGCUCUGCGUGUGCUGAAACAUUGAUUAAUGUGCACUGUCCCUGUAAAAGAAAACGUAAUGUGCAUGCACGGCUUUUAAGUUUUAUGUGUGCUUGUCUUUUUAAAUGGUCGAAUUAAUAAACUAAACUAAAGAAUGUUGUUUAAGAUUAAAGGAUCAACGGGAAUUGGAAAGUUGUUACAUGCUCGCCCACUCCUACAACUUGCCUCUGAGACUUGAAUGAAGCAAUGCAUAAACAUCCUAGGGCACUGAGUCUUUGGCUGCGUUUAUGAGCAAAGUCAAAUUAUGAAUAAAAUAUUGUAAAACUGACAUAUACUGAACGCAACAUGUAAAGUGUUGGUCCCAUGCUUUAUGAGCUGAAAUAAAAGAUCCCAGAAAUGUUUCCAUAUGCACAAAAA